UCUCCGUCCUCUCUGUAGUCUCAUUCCGUGUCUCUCUCCAUCAGCAGCGGUCUGGAUGCUUGCAGGGACAGAAACAUGGCUGUGAAUCUCGGCAAGAACAGACUGGCCCUGCUGACCGCCUACCAGGACGUCAUUGACGAGACCUCGGACACCGACUGGGCCUUGUACACAUACGAGGAUGACACUAAUGACUUGACACUGGCAACAUCAGGAGGGGGCGGUCUGGCAGAGAUCACGCUGACCUUUGACAGCGCCCGGGUGAUGUACGGCUUCUGCAGCCUCAAGGAUCCCACCGCCGCGCUGCCACGAUACAUCCUCAUCAACUGGGUCGGGGAAGACGUGCCGGAUGCCAGGAAGUGUGCGUGUGCCAGUCACGUCGCCACCAUCGCAGACUUCUUCCAGGUUUCCGCCUCGUCUCUCCAGGGAGUGGAGGUCAUCGUCAACGCCAGCAGUCUGGAAGACAUCGACCCGUCAGCCAUCGGGCAGCGGCUGACCAAUGGGACGGCGGCGGUGGCGAGUCCAGUCCUGAGCCGCCUGAGAACCCGAGAGGAAGAACAUGGAGACGUGGGCACAGUGUACCAGAAGACCAACGCAGAGGUGGAGAUGAAGAAAAUCAAUAGAGAGGAGUUUUGGGAGCAGGCCAAGCGCGAGGAGGAGCUGAGGAAGGAGGAGGAGAGGAGGAAGGCGGCGGAGGAGCGGCAGCGCUUCGAGGAGGAGCGGAUGGAGCUGGAGAGGAAAGAGCAGGAGAACCGGGAGAAGAGGUACCGCGAGAGGGAGCAGCAGAUCGAGGAGCACAGGAAGAAGCUGCAGGACGAGGAAGAGGCCAGAGAGAGGUCGCGGAACCAGGCCGCCAUAGCGGCGGAGCCGAGCCUCGAGGACCUGAACCUGGACAAGAAGGAGUCUGAGGUGGAGGAGGCGAAGGCCAUCAUCGCUCAGCGGUCAGGAAACCCCCGAGAGUUCUUCAAGCAGAAGGAGAGAGCCAUGACCAUCAGUGUGGACACCUCGCCCGUCUCCAUCCACAGGACCGGCCGUUUGGACAGCCCGUUCUUGAGGCAGCAGCACAGUCCCAGCAGCCCCAGUCCACCUCCCCUGCCCCGGGGCGUGUCGCCCCUCCGCACCCCGCCACACGCACGGACGCAGCCCGCCGCUGCAGCCGGGGACGAUGACGAUGACGACGAAGCGAGCACAGAGCGCAACAUGGCCGCCGUGUCACCCAUCCCUAAAAUAGUCACCACGCCCAUCAAAGAGGACCUCAGCCGGGAGGAGGACGACGUCAGAGACGAGUGGGAUUCAGUGCCAAAGCAGGAGCAGAAACCUCCGGUCCAGGAGUCGACAUCCGCCAAGCCCGUGCAGAGCGUCGCCCCGCAGGCCCGCGACUCCUCCGGCUUCUCGGCGUGGGAUUCUGGGACAGACAAUCUGGUCAACCUGUGGGACAGCAGUUCCGCUCCUCCCGCAGACCCGUCCCAGACCUCCCAGUCCUCCAAUCUGGUGGACCUGAUGGGCGACGCUGAUGUCGUUCGCGAUGACGUCCUGCCCAGCGCCGCCGCUGCCACCGCCACCGGCGGCAGCCGGCCUCAGCCCCUCCUCAGCUUCGAUGAGAUGAUGGACGGGACUCUCUGCUCGGCCACCAGCGCCGAGGACGACCCGUCCAGCUUGGUGGACGUGACGGGCUCCGACCAGAUGACCCUCAGCUACCAGCAUGCACUGCAGCACGCGGCCGGGGAGGGACAGGAGCUGGAGGAUGGACAGCUGCUGAUGACCAAUGGGGAGACGCUGCUGAAAGAAGGGACACAGGCGAGCGAGGGCUACUUCAGCCAAUCACAGGAGGAAGAAUUCGGCCAAUCAGAGGAGUCCUCAGCCAAACCAGCGCCGGUCUUUUAUAACAAGCCACCAGAGAUUGACAUUACGUGCUGGGACACGGAUCCCGUGGUCGACGAUGACGACGACUAACCGGCCAAUCAGACACCACCACCACCACCGGACCAAGAGGAAGUAGGAAGUGCGCUUCAUGAAGAAACAGAUUUUUUUCUAAAAAACAAAACACAAACAAACAAACAAACAAACAAAAAAAAAAGUAAUAAUAAUAACAACAAGUCUUGCAUCAAAACUACUUCUGUAUAAUCUUUUAGAGGAGAAGAACAGUAGCCACAGAAAAAGACAGGGUUGGAGUUGUUGUUGACGACGGUUUGGAGGCUCAGUUAUGGGGGUUUUUUUCUGUGUGUUUGUUAUUUUAUUUAUUUGUUUUUUUUUCUUCUUCUUCUUGUUUUUGCUAUGCAGAUGUAAUAGCUGGGAGCUGGGGGGGGAACUUCUGUUUGUGUACAAGGUUUAUUACACGUUAACGUAGCGCACCGCUGCAUAUUAGAGACAAUGAAGCCCAGUGUGCGGCAGGCAGCCCACACACCUAGUCUGUAGUGCUUUAAUAACACCCUAUAAAACUAAUACCGUGGAUCAUUACAGCUCAUGUAUGUCUUCACUCUCUGUUUCUUUUCUUACCUCUUUUUUCACAUCCCUCCCUUCUUCUGCCUUCCUCCCAGAAACACUCACUUCUGCAAGUCAGUUAAUCUUGUAUUUAGUGGAGAAAAGGUGAAAUAUUUUAUUUAUUCCGGUGUAUCUGAACUUCUUUUACGAACAGAAGAAGAAGAAGAAGAAGAAGAAGAUGUGUUUCUCAUGAUGAAAUUCCUGAAACAAGUCAAACUGUGGCUCCUUCUGACCUUUUUCACUCCUUUUGUAUGAUUUUAAGACUGAAUUCAAGAUUAAAUGGCUUGUAAAUCUG
Messenger RNA from Seriola aureovittata, 2773 nucleotides. It is a transcript of the gene dbn1, whose product is annotated as drebrin 1. The transcript has 15 exons. NCBI's taxonomy places the organism in Eukaryota, Metazoa, Chordata, Actinopteri, Carangiformes, Carangidae. Gene Ontology annotation, biological process: positive regulation of axon extension; postsynaptic actin cytoskeleton organization; neuron projection morphogenesis. Gene Ontology annotation, cellular component: lamellipodium; dendrite; site of polarized growth. Bases 76 to 1950 code for a protein of 624 amino acids. Gene Ontology annotation, molecular function: actin filament binding. The record is from RefSeq and is a predicted model, not a curated record.